AUGCAAGAGGUAUCGGAGCAACUCCCUAGCUCCAUCGGACGAGGUGGCGUUGCUGCGCUACAAGCGGCCGCAAGCUGUUGUCGCAACGUCUCAAUCGAGCACGUGAUUAGCGCUGCCUCCAUGAUCCGCAACUGUUUUGGCUACUCCGACCAGCGACUAGUUAAAUCCGCUUGUCUGUGCGUUAUCCGCAUCAUCGUUUCCUACUACCGAUCCUCACCAGAGAACCUCAAGGGCUCAUCGACAGGCAUCCUUGAAUCAAUUCCCAAGAUCACGCACAUAUUCCUCGAAGUCGGUGUCGUUGACAUGCUCAAUCGGAUCUUGACUGGUCCUGUCUUCGACCACAAGGGAUACAUCGAGAAUGUACUCGACAAGACACUCAAGACGAAGGCAGAUCGUGCCUCAGUACCUCGUCAAGCCGCGGCAGCUCUACCUCCUAUCAUUCACGCGCGACCUUCUUGUUCUGCGACCCGUAGUUCGUCCGCCGCCCCUUCGGUCUCAGUGCCAGCCGAACAUGGCAGGGCGCCCGAACCGAUGUACAUCGACCUGCGGUCGUUCCUGCGGCUCGCGAUCCCUACCAUUGUCAUUCUAUACGCCGCCAGCCCGAUCACGUUGGUCUACAUCCGGACCUCCACCGAGCUGCUCAAAGCUGGCAGCUUCCUGAGCAAUGACAAGCUGAAUUUGUGCCUAUCGCUGGCUUUGCAUUCUCUAUCUUGUCUUCCAUGGAUUGUCAUUGGUGCACUCCAGCUCGUCGAAUCGCUCCUCGAGAAGGUGCCCACCGAGUACAAGGCCUCCUUCCUCCACGAACGCGUGUUCCACGAGACGUCCUCGCCGGCGGAUACAGAUGCCGCUGCUGCUAUGUCCAUAUCAGUAUAUGUGAUCAGCUCUUCCCCGUACAAGAAGCUCACGUCUGUCACGAUGGAGCCAGACACCGCAAUCACCCUCCGGGCCCCGCCUGAGCACAAGGCAGAGGGGUACUGGCGAUUCUGGGGAUGCCUCCGCGGAGCCGUCGGAUCCUGCACCCAGUACGACUGGUGCAACAGCGCACGCUCGGUGUCUCCCACCACCCCGGUCGGCAUGGCGUUGGCAGUCUUGACUGUCACCCAGACGUCAGCGCUCGUCCAUUCGCUCAGUGAUAGUCUGGACAAAGAAAUCCUCGACCUUCGAGAUACCCUGGGGCUCCCGUCGGACUCCGGGACAUGGCUUGCGGUUCUCUCCGUCCGUCAAGCAUGCCGCGAGCGCAUCUUUGAGCACCGUAUUCUAUCCGAGCUUGUCAUACACCGGGACGCCCUUCGUACCAUCUAUCCGCUGGUGGAAGGCGAGACUGGCGAUCUGUUCGAGGGGCUUUCUGCUGCCAUAGUCACUGCCCGCCAGCACUUCGAGGAGCUGGAGAACGUAUGGCAUACGAGGCUCGUCGAUAACGCGAUGAAACAGACCUCAACGCUCUACAGCAUCACGCGCGCCAUUUUGCCCGUGGACAAGGUUCAGGCAGCUUUCCACCGCUACGACGAAAUGCGGGUCGUCUGUCAGCACGUUAUGGAACGUUGCGAAAGGGGUAGGAAGGCUAUGAGCGAGUACGUGGUGGAGCUGGAGAAGGGCUGGCCGAACGUCCUUGACCGUACUUGCGCCAGAUGA
Molecule: messenger RNA, 1632 nt
Organism: Trametes versicolor FP-101664 SS1
Lineage: Eukaryota; Fungi; Basidiomycota; Agaricomycetes; Polyporales; Polyporaceae
Exons: 12
Coding region: 1-1632 (543 amino acids)
Source: RefSeq, a predicted model, not a curated record